Messenger RNA from Tachysurus vachellii, 3826 nucleotides. Its product is annotated as transmembrane protein 198-like. The record is from RefSeq and is a predicted model, not a curated record. Gene Ontology annotation, cellular component: plasma membrane. Bases 273 to 1310 code for a protein of 345 amino acids. Lineage: Eukaryota; Metazoa; Chordata; Actinopteri; Siluriformes; Bagridae. The transcript is spliced from 6 exons.
CCGAGUGGAAGUCUGUCAAACUUUCCCCACAGCAGACGGGAAGAAGAAGCUAAAAAGCUAAACUAUGUCGGUUUUUAAAGUAGUUCGGCGUCUCGUUGUGCUCUUUUGACUGUGUUUUCACACUGUUAGCAUCCCGUUUCGGGCUUAGAGCUUAUAGCUUGUCGGUGUUUUCUUCCUCUGGUUGAUCGAUUACAGACGCUCCACGUCGUCCCGAUGACUUCAGGACCAUAAGCGAUCUCCUGCUUCAUUUUGGACGCCAUUCUCCUGUGAAAAUGGCCGACAUGGCCAGGCUUGUCUCUGAUGAGAUAGCAAAGGGGCCAGCAGAGCUGGAUCCAUGUCUGUUGGAAAUUGACAGGAAGUAUGAUAUUGUUCCUGCUGUAAUCUCCUCUACCUGCUGUCUCUUUGGAAUUAUCUACUGCUUUUUUGGUUACCGCUGCUUCAAAGCCAUCAUGUUCCUGUCGGGGUUGCUGUUUGGCUCGGUGAUUAUCUUCUUGCUGUGCUAUAAGGAACGUGUGUUAGACACACAGCUGAGCAUAGAGGCAAGUGCUGGCAUUGGCCUGGGCAUCGGACUUCUUUGUGGCCUUGUCACUAUGCUAGUGCGCAGCGUCGGCCUCUUUAUGACGGGCAUCCUGCUAGGCCUGCUCCUUGCCAUUGCUGGUCUUUUGCUUACACACCAGCUGUUUACACCCAGCACCCUGUGGGUGCCCGUAGGUGUCCUUCUUGGCACUGGCAUGCUGUGUGCUGUUUUGACUCUCCAGUGGCAAAAGUUUUUCACCAUCAUCUCCACAGCUGUGUUUGGCGCAGCCAUCAUGACUGUAUCUGCUGAUUACUUUGUGGAGUUGCUGAUGCUGGUCACACACAUUUAUGACUGUCUGCGCCUUGUCUCUGCUCCCGCACCGCUCUGCUGGUACAGCUGGGUCAUUAUGGGCAUCUGGCCUAUGCUCAGCCUUAUGGGAGCAUUAGUGCAGUGGAAGCUCACAGCCGAAGGUUUUUCACACACUGAAGUGAUCCUCAGCAGAAGGCAGAAGCGAUUGCAGCUGAUGAGAAUAAGACAGAAAGAUGUGAAAAAGCUGCAACUGUCUGCAGGUCAGGAGGGGACGUAUCGCCGUAAACCCACUCCUGUAAAACGCUACGCUGGAGAUCUUCUAGCUCCAAGUUACCUGCAGAGUCUCCGGGAGCAUCAGAUGGGCACAGGCACAUCCCUGAGCAGCCUGAGUACCGCCAACCAUACCAUGGUGGAUAUGGAUUAUGAUACUGGAUCAACAGUUCCACUAACACACACCACCACCACAACAGCAACACGCACCUGAAUAUGUGCUGCAUUCAUCAGUGGUCAAAAACUGUCCAGAUAAAGAAAAAGCAGGAUUGCGUGGUACUUCAUAGUAAAGUCAGACAAUAUGACCUAUAUUUUGGUCGGGUCCAAAAGUCCACUGCCAAGAACUGUUGUUAUUUAGUCACUUUAAUACAAACUUUAAUACAACUAUCUCCGAUUCAAAUAAAAACACUUUCAUUCACUAAUAGUAGACCGUGAAAGCGUUGUUAAUUGAAAACAUUAGGAGUGGUCAGCGUUGAAGGAUAAUUUAUAUUUUAAAAUAAAGUGUGUGGGAACCUUAACAUUUAUAUAGAUCUAAAUUUUUCACAGAGGAAUUUUCAGAUAGCAACAGACUGGAUCUGUCCCUGUUUUAAAGCCACAAUUUUACAUUUUAUAUUUAUAGAUCUAGAAACCCUAGAAACAAUUUCCAGGGGGGGAAAACACUGUGAUAUCUAAAUGGUGCAUGCAUACAUUUUUCCAGUUUGAAUAUUACCUCUGCUACAUUUAGAACAGGACUGCUAAUCUCUGCUUCUUUAGUCAACAAUACAUUUCUGUGAUUUGAAUAGGUGCCUGGAGUUACAGUUGCAGUUCACCAUACAGUCUACAGAGGGCUCUAAAACAUCAAUUGAAGUAUCUGCUCUAGAAUACAUAGAACUCAGUGUAAAGUUGUGUGACACUUUUCUACAGUUUGUGGUUGUUAAAAAAAGGGUUCUAGGUGGAUUUGAACUCUGGACCUGUCUGUAUAGACUGUAUAGAUCACUGUAUAUGAGUGCAAGCGGACUUUAUAGGCCUUUUAACAUUAGUUUGCAGUUCAUUUGCUACUGUAACUAAUAACCUGCCAUUUGAAUUAACAGUAUUUUUAUAAUAACCUGCCCUGACUUUUCACAAAAUAUUCCUUUCUAAUUUGCAGUUACAUGCCAUUAUUUUUCUUAGAUUUAGUAAAACCUUUCCUAUAUUUCCUUGACCUCUAAAUAAUGUCCCUGUACUGUAUGCUGUGAUUUUAUACAGUAACGUAAUGCGUUCUUCAGAUAUUUGGCCAAGUUGUAGCCAAAUUAAAAACUACAGAACUUCCUACAAAAAGUGUAAGUGACUUAAAGAUCACUGGCCUUACUGUCAAGUCAUCUUUGCAUUUUUUGUCAUAUUAAAUUACAAAGUGAUGUCACGCAGUCAGGUUUACCUUUAAUGAUUUUUUUUAACCUGAAUCACUUCAGCCACUUGUAUGGGCACCCUAUUUAAAAGAUUUAAGGUAUAUCAAUGAGUUUUAUACAAUGAAGCAACUUUGUACAGACAGUUUACGAUGCAUCUUAUACUCUGGAAAAUAGUGUUACUUUUAAAAAGUUGUUACAUAAAUGUUGCAUAAAGUGAUGUGAACAUGGGAAAAGACAGAGCAUCUACAUCCAGGAGAUGUGUGUAUAUGUGUGUGUGCACACUAUAUAUACAUAUACAUACAUGCAUACAUAUAUAUACACACACACACUAUAUAUUUUCUUUCACAUAAUCCUCUCUCUCUCCCAUCUAAUCAUGCAUAAAAGACCUACCUUAUUGGUAAUAAUUGUUCUAUUUUGUUGUCUGAGUGAGUUUUUCUGUAGAGGCAUUUGAGUGAGUUGUGUUUAUGGCUCUAUUUCAUAACCAAUUAGAGCAUUGUGAAAUCACACAAAGCAUUUGUGAGUGUCUGUGUUGGUGUUUUUUUUUUUUUUUUUGUUUGUUUUUUUUGUUGUUUUUUUUUAAAUUAUGUCCUGUACAAUAGUGUAUAAUUGAUUUAAUUGUGUCUGUAGUUUUUAUCAGAUGCAUGUUUAUAGUUGUCCACGACAGUGGUUCUGUGAAUACGCUGACAGUUAUUCUUCCAGUGCAUUUUUAUAUUAAGAGGAAUGUGGAAUCUGUAGUACGAUUGCUGUUAUUAUCUGCUAAAAUGUUUGCCAUACUAAUUUCUUAUAUUCCUUGUUUGCCAUAAGAUUUCUGCAGAUUGUCAGCUUGAUUCUUGUCACUGUUUAUAAUGUAAUGAGCCUUUAGAGACUGUUAGUGGGAGGUGUGAGUUUCUGCACUUAAACUUAAUCAGUGCCUUUAGGUCAAAUGAAACUUAAUGACCAGUCUCUGUGCUUUAUUCUGUCGAAUCUCUAGAAAGUGACAAUGAUGUCAUGCCAGGUUUGUCUCUUGUAGGUGGGAACUGUCCAGUAUCCCUAAUCAUGCCAUUUUUAAACCAUUAAAAAUAUUCUGUACAAAAUUAUUGAUUGUUUACUCCACUAAAAACACAACUUAAAAUCUCUAGAGACAUCUUUUACACACCUUGGUUUAGUCACAGGUGAAAAUGCAUUAUCUCUUGUCUUGAUUUGUAUCAUGUAUUUAAUUUGUUUCUCACAAACAUGAUCUAUCAUGUAAAUUCAUGUGAAUCAGUCAAUCAUGAGAAGUUAGCUAUUAAAAUGUAAACUUUUUUUGGAAUGCAGGGGAUAUGUUUGGACUAUUCUGAAAUGUAUUUAUUAUUCUUUAAUUCUGGUAAUAAAAACCUACUAAAACUUG